GCUCCAAAGAUAGCUUGAUAAGUCACAACAGAGGGCAGUUGGGGCAUAACUUCACACAAGUCAUCAAGACCUCCUCCACUUUGCUGCUGGGAGAGGCCAUCAAAAACAGACUGUAUUUUUAGUUUAUUUCAGUCUCAGCUUAUCAGUCAUCUUGAGCCAACUACCAACAAACUUCUUUUGAAGACCUACUUGCCAGAAAUCACUUUAUUCAUCUUUUAGAGACAGCUUACCUGAAUCAUGCAGUGCAUAGGGGAUAUCAGUGAAGAAGUCUGGCAAGACUGCAUCACCCUCUUCCUACAGACUGGGAUGUGCUGUGAUGCGGCGAUAAUAAGCAAUUCCCCACCUUGGUUGUUGGCUUCUUAUCCUGAAGGCAACCUGUUCCAACUGACCCAGGAAGAAAUUCAGAUCUUGCUGAUGAGAGAAGGGAGAGAGAAGUUGUUUCUUCAGGGAAUCACCCUUGCAGGGACCAAAUGUUUAUUGAUCCGGGACAACCUAUACACUGAGGGCAACAACACCAUGGAUCUCCGCACCAAAGGCCAGAGUCGGGGCAGCCAAGCAGUGACAGUAGUUCAGAUCGAGUCUGUAUACCUUGUGGUGAUGGGACAAAAAGGAACAGAAGGAGGGCCUCUGAACCUCAAGGCUUUUGAGAUGGCGGGUUACAUCAAAGAGGCCAUUCAUCAACAUAUGGCCCAUUUCUAAGUAAAUAAAAAGGCCUUGAUGUUUGACCUGGAA
Cervus elaphus (red deer) is the source of this 732-nucleotide messenger RNA. Its product is annotated as profilin-2-like. Lineage: Eukaryota; Metazoa; Chordata; Mammalia; Artiodactyla; Cervidae. Gene Ontology annotation, biological process: positive regulation of actin filament bundle assembly; regulation of actin filament polymerization; actin cytoskeleton organization. Gene Ontology annotation, cellular component: cytoplasm. The record is from RefSeq and is a predicted model, not a curated record. Gene Ontology annotation, molecular function: actin binding. The transcript has a single exon. Bases 238 to 699 code for a protein of 153 amino acids.